This is a messenger RNA of Sander lucioperca (pikeperch), 3485 nucleotides long. It is a transcript of the gene p3h2, whose product is annotated as prolyl 3-hydroxylase 2. The record is from RefSeq and is a predicted model, not a curated record. The coding region runs from base 224 to 2269 and encodes 681 amino acids. Gene Ontology annotation, molecular function: protein binding; iron ion binding; procollagen-proline 3-dioxygenase activity. Gene Ontology annotation, biological process: collagen metabolic process. Gene Ontology annotation, cellular component: endoplasmic reticulum. Lineage: Eukaryota; Metazoa; Chordata; Actinopteri; Perciformes; Percidae. The transcript is spliced from 15 exons.
GGGGAGGAGUUAGCAGAGCCAGAGAAGGGUCAUAACAAAAUGUGUGUCCCCGACUGACUAAACCAACAUUAUUUCCGCCCUGGUCCGGUGCCGUCCUGAGUAUCUCUGUGAGGAGCUUUUUAAAUGGACUCUAAAACGAGUCGAAGCUGGUUGUUGUUGUGACUGACAGCCGCUCGGUCUGCUCUCCGCCGGUCUCUCCUCACUGUCUGAACCGAAGCAGAGGAUGGAUGGAAACUUUUCACCGGCUGCUAUCUUCUCAGUAGUCCUGCUCACCGUCGUGUUGUCAUCCUCAACAGCUUUCCUGGAGCCUUGCGACCUUUUAUAUGACAAAGCGGUGCAGGCAUUCUCCAACGGGGACUAUACAAAUGUGGUGAGCUACAUGGAGGGAGCGCUCAGCAGCUACACAGAAGUCCGGCACACUAAAGUCCGGUGCCGGUUGAGGUGCCAGGACCAGCAUCCUUUUGAUGAAACCUUCUCGGACAUGCGCUUCACCGACGUGCUGCUCAGGAGAGCGGCGUGUAUGAACACAUGCAUCGAGGAGAAACUUGGCACUCAGUCUGUGCAUAAAAUCAGCGAGGAUGUAGUGCAAGACUUCCACAGGAGGAUCCCCUACAACUAUCUUCAACUGGCUUAUCAGAAGUUGAAGCAGCCUGAAAAGGCAGCAGCGGCGGCUCACACUUAUUUCCAGGCCAACCCAGAACAUGUGGAGAUGGGUCAGAACCUGGAGCAGUACAAAGACCUGCAGGGCGUUAAGGAGGACCACUUUGUGGACCGAGAAGCUCGACCUCACCAGCGCUCCUUCGCGGCAGCAGUGAGGUUGUAUGAUAACGGCGACCACAAAGGAGCCAUCGCUCUGUUCGAAGAGGCUUUGGUGGAGUACUAUAAAGCAGAUUCAGAGUGCCGGGCCCUGUGUCAAUGGCCGCAGAAGUUUGAGGGCCACGACUAUCUCCGCUACCGUUACAGCCUCCAUGAACUCGUAUCAGAUCACUUCACUCAGGUGCUGCACUGUGAACACGAGUGUGUUCGAGACCUCGCCACCCGGCCAGGCCGCCUCUCACCCAUGGAGAACUACCUGCCUCUGCACUACGACUACCUUCAGUUUGCCUACUUCCACGUGGACAGGCUGGAUAAGGCGCUACAGUGUGCUCUGACCUACCUGUUAUUCCACAAGGGAGAAGAGUCCAUGACAGACAACGUGAAUUACUACAGAGAGGUGCUGGCACAUGAUGGCGAGCCAAGAGAGGAAGCUGCAUGGUACCUGAGGAGGCACAAACAGGAACUGGAGCUUCUUCUCAUUGGCAGCAAAACCAUGGGUGUGGAAUUUACAGAAGGGAAUUACUGGAGCAGCACAGGGGGAAGAGAGGACUCAAACAGGAUUCCCUCUGGUACAGAUGGCUGGAUGGAGUAUGUUCCCAUUUCAGAGAAGAAGAACGUCGCUCUCGCUGCUCCACAGCGUCUCAAAGAAGGUGGCCCCUUAGUGUAUGACAGCGUGCAGCUGGUGCAGAACUCUGCAGCCUUGAACGGGACCCAGCGGGUGCUGCUGGAUCAUGUCAUAUCUGAGGAGGAAUGUUUAGACCUCAGACGCCUGGCACAUGCUGUCACCAUGGCAGGAGACGGUUACAGAGGGAAGAUGUCUCCACACACUCCCAAUGAGAAGUUUGAAGGAGCCACUGUACUUAAAACUCUGCAGUAUGGCUAUGAGGGCAGAGUGCCGAUGAGGAGCGCUCGCCUGUUCUACGACAUCAGCGAGCGAGCGAGACGGGUUAUUGAGUCUUACUUCCUGCUCAACUCCACCCUGCACUUCUCUUACACACACCUGGUGUGCCGGACAGCCAUCACAGGACAGCAAGAUCACAGGAAUGACCUGAGCCAUCCCAUCCACGCUGACAACUGUCUGCUGGACCCCGAGGCCAAUGAGUGCUGGAAGGAACCACCAGCAUAUACAUACAGAGACUACAGUGCACUGUUAUAUCUAAAUGGAGAUUUUGAAGGAGGGGAGUUCAUAUUCACAGAAAUGGAUGCCAAAACAGUCACGGCAUCAGUGAAGCCCAUGUGUGGCAGGAUGGUGGGUUUCUCAUCAGGAGGGGAGAAUCCCCACGGUGUGAAGGCCGUCACCAGCGGGCAGAGGUGUGCUGUUGCUCUGUGGUUCACCCUAGACCCGCUCUUCAGAGAACUGGAGAGGCUGCAGGCAGAUGAGGUGAUCCAGGCGUUGGACACACAGUCUGUGUGGGGUCAAGGCCUCAACAUCAACCCUAAAGAUGAACUGUAGAAGCAGAAAAACAGCUUCACCCCAUCCCCUACUAUCAAAUCCUUCUAUAUAUGUUAACUAUUUAUUAAAUUGACCUUUGGAUAAGAACUUUUCUAUUUUUGUACUGUUUGAAGUGCAAGAUUAAUAAUGUUGUUAUUUUUGUGUUGUCAGUUGUAUUUUUUGAAUGUUUCCUCUACACACAAGUACUUGAGUUUACCUUUUGUUCUUUGUCUUUCCCUCCAGUGACAGAUUCUAUUAGAGAAAAAAAAACAAUUUACUUUGUUUUGUUGUACCUGGUGAGUCAGCUGUUUUAUGCAAGACGAUGAUGAUGAUUUUAUCUGUAAUCUCACUGAACUGUGAAGAAGCUAAAGAGAAGAACGGCAGUUGACUUUUUCUUUUUUGCUUUGAGUUGUUCUUGUUCUGGACAACAUAUCCAAUGGGUUUUAUUCAUAAUUCACUAUGUACAGAUGUUAAAAAAUAAUCGUUUUAGUGGUCAGUAGUUUAAAAAAAAAUCACAAAUGGUAGCCUACUGUUACAUAUACUUUUUUUUUUCAGUGCCAGUAAUAAUUUUUUUCAACGUAGCCUGUGCACUGCUUUUCUAAUUUUGGUACCUGAUUUUCAAAAAACACUCAUACAAAGAGUUUAAGAAAGAGAUGUGUUCUAAUAUGCUGAAUAUUUAAUGAUCAUGCACUCUGUCCUUCUCUGUGUGUCAAGUUUGAAACUGAAAAUGUCUUCUGUCUACUUCUCUGUCCACUUUUCCUCUUGUUGGUGUGAUGAAUCACUCCGCUCCUUUCUGGGCACACAGCAGAAUAUACUGGUUUUACAUGCUCACUGGCAUAACAACAUGGUGUUUAUGUUUUACUUUUAUUUAUGUAUUUUUAUGAAUAGACAGCUGCCGUCGUAACUGUCGGCAUUUAAUAUGAGGAACUUUUUUUGAUAAAAGAUGUCAAUCAUUCCUGUUUCAAGGAAUACAUAUUUGUAUCAAUCUUUUAUGUCUUUAUAUUUGUGUUGAUGAUACAGAUGAUAGGCCGAGUCGUGCACUGUAAAUCCAACGGAGAGAAAGGUACAAAGAGUAGCUUUUUUCCUACAUAAAUUCAAACUGCUAACCAAAAACUUAAUCCUGUCGUUUUAUGAGGUUGGCCACUUUUGUUUCACUGAUAUUUAAUUCUGAAAUGCUGUAGCACAGGAAAUGUAUGUGUACAUGCCUAUAAAUUAAAAAUAUAAAACUCCAUAUCUA